AUGAACCCAAUUCUCGUCUUCAAGCUCGUGUCCCUCGUGGGUAUCUGGCUCGUGGGUCUCAUCGGGGGAUUGAUCCCCGCACUACUCGCAUCGAAGCACGACAAGUCCCCGACUUUGAGCGUUCUCAGUGCGUUCUCAGGUGGCGUUUUCCUCGCUGGCGGGUUCCUCCAUCUGCUCCAUUCGGCGAUUGAGAACUCGGCACUUCGCCAAUGGUCCACUGUGGACCAUGGUCGCUGGGCUUUUCCCUACGCCGAGAUGUUUUGCACUGUGGGUUUUUUGGGUCUUUUAGUAUUGGAACAAGGGGCCCAGACACAAUUAAAUGACUGGACGACAGAAGAUAACGUCGGAUCGUGGAAGAAGGAGAAUGAGGAGCUGGUGGACGAAGAGCUCAAUGGAGUUGGAGAGAGCGGUGGCACGUACUUGGAACACGGGGAUGAAGAGGAACAAAGACUGAACGACACUGACCGACGUCAUGAGAGUCUAUUAUCGCCCGGAAAGCAGAGCAGUCAAAAGGACACUACGUCAAUGGCAGUGGCCAUGGUGCUGUUCCUAGCUCUGUCAUUCCACUCGGUCUUGGAAGGACUGGGCAUUGGGGCACAGACCGAGGCGGCAUGGGGCGUGUUUCUGGCCAUUGUCAUGCAUAAAGGGCUUGCCGCUUUUGCAUUGGGCUCGGAACUCGUGCAGAGUCGUGCCAUGCCUCUGAGCCACGUGAUGCUCUAUAUGGUCGUCUUCUCGUUCAUGAGCAUUGUCGGUAUCCUCGUGGGCUGGACGAUUGUUGGCGACUCGACCGAGGAUUCAGCAGCCGCGGGGAUUUGUGUGGCGCUAGCGUCAGGGACGUUCAUCUAUGUGGCGGUCAUGGAGGUGAUCCCACACGAGUUUCCGCGGCACAGCCACGGGAGUGGUCUUGAAGGUAGUCGCCACCAGCAAGCACCCAAGCUGACGAUGAUCAAGUCUGUUGCCCUAGUGGCUGGCUACGCUAUCUUUGGACUGCUCGCGAAAUGGUCGUGA
This is a messenger RNA of Peronospora matthiolae, 1008 nucleotides long. The record is from the annotation of a GenBank genome assembly. NCBI's taxonomy places the organism in Eukaryota, Oomycota, Peronosporomycetes, Peronosporales, Peronosporaceae.